AUGUCAUUACCCCUCUUCAUGUCAUUACUACGACCCUCCAUCUCCUCACAACUCCGACAAUUCACACGUCUCCCCGCCCAAACGCGCAAACCUCUCCGAUCGCACUUCCACAGCUCACAACCGCUACUUCGCAUACUUCCCGAAAUGGCUGACGGCGAACCCACCGGACUGAAGGCGGACAAGGGCAUCGAGCUGCUCACCUUCGGCACACCCAAUGGAUGGAAGGCUAGCAUUCUGCUCGAGGAGCUCAAGGAAGCCUACGGAAAGGACUACACAUGGCAGAGCAUCAACAUCUCGAAGAACACACAGAAGGAGCCCUGGUUCACCAAGCUCGGUCCCAAUGGACGCAUCCCUGUAAUCGUCGACCACGACCAGGGCGGCUUCGCUGUCCAAGAAGGUCUCUCAAUCCUCACGUACCUCACGCGCCACUACGACCCCGAACACAAGUUCAGCUUCAGCGACCCUCUCGACGUCUCGCGCGCAGAACAAUGGAUGGCAUGGCAACAUGGCGGCCUUGGCCCUAUGCAAGGCCAGGCCAACCACUUCAACCGCUUCGCCAAGGAACGCAUUCCCUAUGCCAUGCAGCGUUACACAGGCGAGACCGAACGUCUGGUCGGCAUCCUCGACUCGCACCUCGCCAACACCGACUAUCUUGUAGGCAACAAGUUCAGCAUCGCCGACAUUGCCAGCUUUGGAUGGGCCCACAUGCUCCGCUUCUCCGGUAUUGACCUCGAUUCAUUCCCGAACGUGAAGAAGUGGUUGGAGCGCAUACAGGCACGGCCUGCAGUCCAGCGCGGCUUGGAUAUCCCGAGCAAGAGCGGCUUUGGAAACGACACGUACUUGCAGAAGUUGAAGGAUGACAAGGAGUUUGCGGAGAAGGAGAACAAGCUCAUGGAGCAGAUCAAGGCCGCUAAGGAGCAAUAUGGCUACAAGUACUCCAGUCCUUAG
Alternaria triticimaculans is the source of this 948-nucleotide messenger RNA. RefSeq lists its product as uncharacterized. Bases 1 to 948 code for a protein of 315 amino acids. The transcript has 3 exons. The record is from RefSeq and is a predicted model, not a curated record. Lineage: Eukaryota; Fungi; Ascomycota; Dothideomycetes; Pleosporales; Pleosporaceae.